Messenger RNA from Closterium sp. Yama58-4, 1809 nucleotides. NCBI's taxonomy places the organism in Eukaryota, Viridiplantae, Streptophyta, Zygnematophyceae, Desmidiales, Closteriaceae. The record is from the annotation of a GenBank genome assembly.
AUGCGCGCGAUUUCGCCCUGUCGUGUUCUCCGCCGCCGUCAGCCCUGGGCUGCCCUGGCUCCCAAGGGCUUGUGCUUUGGCUCAUCCGCGGACGCUGCAGGGAGAGGUCAAAAGGCGGAAAGGCGGAAAAGGCGGGGAGGGCGGACAGAGAACCAAGCGCAGCAAACCAGUGGGGCCGAGAGCAGAUCGAACUCGGAGGGGCUUCUCGCGUCUCGACCAAUCCGAGAGAAGCUACUAGAUUCCGAACUCCCCCUUUGGGAAGACGAGUGGAGUUUACGACCACUCGUGUCGGAAAUCGUGGAGACCACCGACUUGUCGAAUCUCAAGAUAUUCCCCUCGAAUAUCUCAGGAACAUACAAAGGCACAUGGGAGGUCGCGCGGAACUCCUCGUCUUCGCGAUUCCCGCUACAGAAGAACUCUGGAAAUAUUAUUUUCCAAUUAAAGACCAGCAGCACGGCCCGUCCCGAGGUUCACUAUGUCCAUGGAGAGGUGGUGUUGCGGGACGGCAUGUACAUUAGCGAUGGAGACGUGCAUAUGAAGCUCGAAGGAGUCUAUCUGCGCCCCUUCGGCCACCUUAGAAUGGUUCUCAGCAGCUCGGCGGGUGCGGACUCCACAGAAGUGGACGAAGAGAGCACCGCCAGCGGCUACCAGCUGGAGCUGCACGACUCGAGUAAACGAGGCCAGGGAUCACCAGAUCACACAGCGGUGGUGGAGAUGGCGCGCAACUGCAAGAUCAGGAUGAUCACGCACGUCUCACCUGCCGUGUGGGAGUGGCGAAACGGCGUGCAGGAGCACGUGCCGAGCCAGAUGCAGGGAUUCGUAGAAAGCGUGCAGGAGGACAGCAGCAUCAACUACACGCUCAUGGUCACCUUUAUCUCCUUUCUGCAAGUGCUCUUCAUCAUUCGGCAAAUGGAGCACAGCAACACACAAUCAGGAGCAGCCAAGGUAUCGAUGCUGAUGGUGGGGCAGCAGGCCAUCAUGGAUGCGUACCUCUGCUUGCUGCACCUCACAGCUGGAAUUGUAGUGGGAGCGGAAUCCCUAUUCAAUGCAUUCGCCACUGCUGCGUUCUUCAAGUUUGUCAUCUUCUCCAUCUUCGAGAUGCGCUACCUGCUCGCCAUCUGGAAGGCCCGCCGCCCCGCACAGUCCUCGGAGAGCUGGGACCUGAUGCGGCGGGAGCUGUCGAUUCUCUACUCGCGCUUCUACGGAUUCCUCCUAGGCGGAAUCCUCCUGAUCUACCGCUUCAGCACGGCGCUGCGAUACCUGCUGCUGCUCUUCUACUCCUUCUGGAUCCCCCAGAUAGUCACAUCCGUUAUAAGGGACUCGCGCAAGCCCCUGCACGUGCACUACAUUCUCGGCAUGUCCGCCACGCGCCUUGCCAUCCCGCUCUACAUUUUCGGCUGCCCGAAAAACUUCAUGCGUGUGGAGCCGAGCCCGGCAUGGUGUGCGGCGCUGAUCGCGUUCAUGGGCGCGCAGGUCGCGGCGCUGCUGCUGCAGCACUAUUUGGGGCCUCGCUGGUUCAUUCCCAAACAGUUCCUGCCGGAGAAGUAUUCCUACUUCCGCCGCGUGUCGUGCCUCAUGCGCCAGAGCAGUGACACGGAUGACAGUGGGCAGGCAGACUGUGUCAUCUGCAUGACGCCCGUGCCCAUCACCUCGCACUCCAUGGACCGCAUGGUGACCCCGUGUGACCACAUGUUUCACACGGCAUGUCUGCAGCGAUGGAUGGACAUCAAGAUGGAAUGCCCCACCUGCCGCCGCUCCCUCCCCCCGUCUGAUACCCUUCCCUCCUCCUUCACUACCUCCUUCGUGUGA